Entamoeba invadens IP1 is the source of this 1200-nucleotide messenger RNA. RefSeq names its product Xylem cysteine proteinase 2 precursor, putative. Gene Ontology annotation, molecular function: cysteine-type endopeptidase activity. NCBI's taxonomy places the organism in Eukaryota, Evosea, Mastigamoebida, Endamoebidae. The record is from RefSeq and is a predicted model, not a curated record. Bases 1 to 1200 code for a protein of 399 amino acids. The transcript has a single exon. Gene Ontology annotation, cellular component: lysosome.
AUGCUUCUGGUUCUUUUCUUGAUCACAGCGUCGUUGGCUGUUUCAUUUGACCUUUCUAAAGACGACAUGGUCUUAUUUUCAGAAUUUAAGUCUCAAUUUUCAAGGAAAUAUGAGACUCCUGUAGAAGAAGAAUUCCGUUUUCAGAUUUUCAAAGCCAAUCUUGCUAAGUUCCGAAAACACAAUGCAGCAAACAAAGGCUACACCAUGGGUAUCAACAUCUUUGCAGACAAAACGUCAGAGGAAAUUCAUCUUCCAUUCGCCAAAACACUUAAGAUGAAGGCUCAAAAGUCGUAUUUUAAAAAAGACCUUCCAAAGUACCAACCCAAAAAUACAUCAAAACUUGCAUCAAUACCAGAUUCUUAUGCUUCUUGUGGUUCAGAGUCGGACGUGAAUUAUUGUGCUAAUAUUAAUAUCGAUCAGGGCCUUUGCGGGUCGUGUUACGCCGUCUCCGUUGCUCAACAGUACACCACAUUAUACGCGUAUUUGACUGAACAAAAUGGGGCUAUAAAACGCCAAGAAAUGUCCGCGCAACAACUCAUCGACUGUUCUAAAAAAUGGACUGGGUGCGAAGGUGGCCUAUCUGACGAUGUCCUUGAUGGAACGACAUAUCCACAGAUAGCAUCAGACUAUUCAAGAGACUAUCAAUACCUAUUUACUGAAAAUGGGAAACAGUUUUCUUGCGACACACAAGAAGCCAAAUCUCCCAUGAAAACGUCAUACACUACUUUCCAUGGGAAAAGUUGGUCACAGCUCAAAGAGAUUAUCUACAACAACAAAGGAUUUGUCUCGGGGAUAAAAGCAGAAGAUGAUUUAUCGUAUUAUACUGGGGGUAUCUACACGUCCUCUGCCUGUAUGAAUCAAGUGACUGACCACAUGAUAGUUGUUGAUGGAUAUGGAGAAUGCGACGGGAUUAAAUACUUGUGGGUCAGAAACAGUUGGGGAAAGGAUUGGGGUGUAGAGAAUGGGCACUUUAAAAUAUUAUUUGAUACUCUCUGUGGUAUUAAUGGUGAUGAUGAAGGCCAACAAGAUGUGAAUUAUGUAGUUACUGGAACACUUACUUCUUACAGUACGAGUGUUAAUGAAGGUGUUACAAUUUGGGAUGAUGUCAAAGACUUACAAGGAUGUGUUCUUAUUGGAAAUGGUGUCAUGGGGAUGAUGUCUCUUACCAUAUUGACUUUACUCGUCUUGCUCGUAUUUUAA